AUUUUAAUUAUUUUAUUACCUCAAAAAUUGACUUAUUUGUAUGGUGAAAUGUCUAGUGAAAAAGACAAGGGGAAAAAAUGUUAAUGAAUAGAUAAAAACAAGAAUACUGUUGUGACUGCAGACAAAAACAAAAGCAUUAACUAAGUACUCUUGCAGCUUAGCUUGCAUGGUUGAUUGGAGUCUGCAGCAGGUGUUUGUAAUCAUUAAGAGCACAGGGAUCAACAGGCACACAUAUCUAUGAAUGUUUGGCUAGUGAGUCUGGCUGCUUGUAGGGGUGGGUGUGUUGUGAAGUAGUGUCACUAUGCUAAGGGGAAUGAGAGAGUUUCUGAUGCUCGUUGUUUUUUUAGCAUUCUGUUUUAAUGUCUGUGCGUUAAAUCUAUCCCCGUAUGUGUAUGCACUUUUCUCUGACGAUGACUCUGUAAGCAGAAAUCAUAGUGAUGACUGGAAGAAUUUCAUGAUGAUGCAGAGUGACCAGCAAGGUUUUGCACGUGAGAGUGACCGGCAGGGUUUUGCACGUGAGAGUGACCGGCAGGGUUUUGCGCGUGAGAGUGGGAAGCAGGAUUUUGCGCGUGAGAGUGGGAAGCAGGAUUUUGCGCGUGAGAGUGGGAAGCAGGAUUUUGCGCGUGAGAGUGGGAGGCAGGAUUUUGCGCGUGAGAGUGGGAGGCAGGAUUUUGCGCGUGAGAAAGGGAGGCAGGAUUUUGCGCGUGAGAAAGGGAGGCAGGAUUUUGCGCGUGAGAAAGGGAGGCAGGAUUUUGCACGUGAGAGAACAUCAGUCAGAUGGUCACCCCUGAAUCUUCCUGUCUCCAUGCCAGCUGUGGGUUCAAUGGUGUUGCCGAUAGAUGUUUUCAAGCCGGCACUAGGUAGCAGGCUGUUGCCAGACAUGGUGAAGAAUAUCUUGCGUCCCCCACCGCUGCCAACUCCAACCACUCAAAAAAUGGUGGAAGUCCAGUGUCGAGCUGGAAGGAUAGUUGUCCGGGUCCUAAGAGAGCUGUUUGGUUUGCCCAACGCACAGCAGGACCUUUCUCUUGGGACAUGCCAGGUCAACAAGGUCACUCCUCUGCACUUCUACUUUGAUUAUAGUCUUGGGAGUUGCAAAACAAUGAGGAAGUCCUUUAACGACCGCAUGGAAUACUCAAAUACCCUCUCUUAUGCUCCUGCGUUCUCUGGACCAGUUGUGAGGGCUUUGCCGUUCAGAAUUCCCCUUCAGUGUAUAUACUACAGGUUUUUCAACUCUUACAAGGCUGGUUACCGUACCUGUCCUAAAGGAACCACUGAGUUCAAGUCCCUUAAUAUGCCAUCUGGCAUCACGCUCACUUCCUUAAAUGAUGACUGGAUGAAGAAUGACGUCUACCUGCUUGGCCAACCGAUGAACUUUGAGGUUAAAGUUCCCCAGAAGACCAGGAAUGAGCGAGUCUACGUCAACAAGUGUUAUGUCACCAAGUCCGCCAACCCUACGUCAACACCACGCUUCGCAGUAAUCGACAAUUAUGGAUGCAUGCUGGAUAGCGUGAAGAACCCUCAGUCUAAAUUUGUCCCUGAUGCAAGGCAAAAUAAAAUCAGGUUCAAAAUUUGGGCAUUCGUUUUUCCAGAGACGAGAACUCAAGUGACACAGAAGCUCUUCAUGCACUGUGAAACUGCCAUUGGAGGACCAGUUGCAACUCCUAGUGCAAAGGCUUGUACCUUUGAUGGUCAAAGGUGGAAGGAGCUGUUUGGUGCAGAUGAUGCCUGUUCCUGCUGUUCCUCCAAAUGUCCAGCAGGCCUGAAAACUAGUGCUAUGAAGAUCAUUAGCAGUGAGCCUUUGUCUAUAACUAAAGAUGGACAGGGUUCACCUGCAGCUGGGAAUUUCCGUAACGUUAAAGGUCAAGCGGUUUCCCCGACUCAAAAGAUGUUUGAAGAUAUCUGGAACUUCAGUGACUGAGGCACUUGGAACAAGUCAUGAUACCAGCAUGUCUAUGGAAUAUGACUUAAAUGGAAAUUUAAUAAAUUUUAAAAUGCCUUGGGGUUC
Molecule: messenger RNA, 2005 nt
Organism: Paramormyrops kingsleyae
Lineage: Eukaryota; Metazoa; Chordata; Actinopteri; Osteoglossiformes; Mormyridae
Source: RefSeq, a predicted model, not a curated record